Messenger RNA from Oppia nitens, 2745 nucleotides. RefSeq lists its product as uncharacterized. The coding region runs from base 241 to 2745 and encodes 834 amino acids. The transcript has 3 exons. Lineage: Eukaryota; Metazoa; Arthropoda; Arachnida; Sarcoptiformes; Oppiidae. The record is from RefSeq and is a predicted model, not a curated record.
GUUGAAUGAAUGCAUUGCAAAGACAUUGCAUUUAAAUAUCAAUUCAAUCAAUGGAUUUGAUUGUCAUAUGUUUUCAACACAUGUGUCACACAAACGGGUCUUAACUAUCGAUAUACCCGUCGGGACAUACAUUUCAUACACCACUUACACAACUGUUUCCAUAAUAAAGCAGUUUUUAAACACAUUUAUUCAUAUUUUUUAAUACAUUAAUUGAUUUGAAUGAAAAUAUAGCUCAAAAUAAUGGAUAUUAAAGAAGUUAGAGAUUUGUUAAGACAACUGAAGACUGAUAUGUCUGAUGAAGAAUAUACACGUCUUAACUAUAAAACUAUUAUUUCAUCGAUCACUGAAAGUUUGGUUUCAAUUGACAUCCAAAACAAUAUCCAACUUUAUAAUGAUUUGUUGAAACAAUUGAUGGCAACCAUUGAUUAUAAUAGACGACAUCCGUCACCGCAAAGAAGUCUUUGUUUCAUUAAUAUUGUGGACAAAUUGUUGGCCAAUAAUGUAUGGAUUAAAACCGAGACUUUACCGGUCGUCACUGAAGUACUCAAUACACAAAACUUAUUGUUUAAGACGAUUAAAAUUAUGCUCAAAGACAGUACCACUGCUGACAACUAUAGCAAUGAACAACUUCUUGAGAUAACUGAUAAACUAUUGAAAUACUUGGAUAAGAUUCGACUCAUUCUUCACAUGAGAUUUAAUGACAAUGAAGUGAUUGCUUUGAAUCACUUGAUAUUGAAUACAAUUCGUUGUUUAUAUUUAUUGGUCACAAACUUUACAUAUAAUAUCCCAUCACAUGAUUUGAAUCAAUUUUGUGGACAUGUUUUGGGACUUUUGAAAUGUUUUGUCGCCUAUGGUGUCAGUGGUUAUGAUAUAACUAAAGUGAAAGUUUCGGCUCUUUUUCCGUCACCUUUUGCUCAAACGACAGAGUUUAUGGACAAUAGAUUGCAUGAAAGGAAAGGAUCGGUGAAUAAAAAGAAUAGAAAUAAGAAAAAUAAGAAUAAGAAUUGUGUUAAUAAUCAAGACUUGGAUGACGAUAGCGAUGGCAUCGCUGGUAAUGAUUCAUCAUAUGUCAGAUCAAUGAUAUCGGACUCAGAAUUCUCAUCCGAUUACGACUCGAUUCCCGUAUACGACGCGUCACGCGUACAGCGAUCGGUGGCCAACAAAAUAAGACACAUUUCUUAUGAAACAUUGUCAUCGGCUUUGAAUGUGUUUGAAAAGCGAAUUAUAUUUGGUUUUUGGUCGUCUUUCUUUCAAAGUCCACCCCCUGGUAGUGAUAUUUCAAUUCCUGGACCUAUUUUGUCGAUUAUAUUAAGAGAUCAUUCUCCACGCGCUAAGACCUCUGCUUUAAAUUUUUUAUAUAAAUUAUUGUUAACCGGAGAUCCUUAUGUUAUAACUUUAGCCGAUUUUAGUAGACCAUCAAAACAAUUAUCAUUUACACCAUUAUCUCAAUCUUUGGCAAAAAUGAUUAUUGAAAUACAUGAAGACAUUUGUAAAAUACUCAACAGUGAGAAAAAUAUACCGGUUUUGGUGCAAAUUAUUAAAUGCAUGUCAAUGUUGGUGACACUCACUUCUCAUAAGAAACAGGGAAGCGCUCUAUUGAUACAAUUGUUCAAUAAAUCUAUAUUUUUAUUGUCUCAUAAAGACAUACAAAUCCAGAACUCAUUUUUAGCUCUGGCCGUCAAGAUCUUUGAAUUGGAUCCAUUUCCGGAUGAUAUGUUGAGAUAUCUAAAAGAUGAUAACUAUGUUAUCCAAGAGAUAAAUAAAAUGAUUGAAUUCUCAAUGGAUUCAAUACUAAGUAUGCAAUCAAUACUUCUUUGCGGUGAAUCUUUAAAAUUGUUGGCAACUAUUUUGAAGCAAAAGUCUUUAUUUGGAUUACUUAUGAAUCACAAAGAGUUUAAUUUGACUUACAAUCAACUCUUAGAUUUAUCGAUAAAAAGUCUUAAAAGGGAUAUAUUUAUAACAAAUCAAGUGAUUCAAAGUCUUUUAUGUAAAUUUUUGGUUGUUUUAGGAAAUAAUAUAAAAACAAUAAAUACUAUGAACGAUGAAAUCGUCAAUUGGUGGUUAAAAAUACUGAAGACUGAUCUUAUCGAAAAGGCACUAAUAUGCGACAAAUCAAUACCACAUUCAUCUCAAGGCCUUAUCAUUGAYUUAAUAUCAUCAAUAAAUAUAGAGAUCUUUGAAUUGUUUGAAACAAAUACAAAAUAUCAUUUAAUAUCAGUGUUGAUAUCAAUUGUCAAGAAUACAAAUCCAGAAGACGAAGACCUAAAUUGUCAAUCGCAAGCAAUUCGUUGUUUAGGUGUCUUUCAAUCGUUUAGAUCGAUGACUGAAGAUCUCAACUAUUUAUUUGACGUUUCAAUGCUUGCCAUCGAAAUUAUGGAUAAUUUUGAAAACAAUUAUCACACAAAAAAGUUAUCGCAUAUAUUGUUAUAUCAAAGUUCAUGGACUUUGGCAAACUUCUGUGAUAUAUUGAAAAAAUUUUAUUUAAAUAAUUAUAACGAAAUAACAUCAGAGUUUUUGUUUCGUAUAAUUGAAUGCAAUCUUAACUGUUAUGACAUUCAACUAUCAAAUGCUAUACAAUCGGAAAAUAUUAAGACAAAUCUGGUUCGCUCUUCGGGUUGUUCAUUGUAUCUGAUAUUAAAUUGGAUACAAAAUGAAUCAACAGUUGAUCUAAUUAUUGAUUCAAACAAGUAUGAAUUACUAUCUAAAAUCAUUAUAUCUAACCUAUUGAUCCGAUUUGAAUGUUAA